Coregonus clupeaformis (lake whitefish) is the source of this 1443-nucleotide messenger RNA. RefSeq names its product M-phase inducer phosphatase 1-B-like. The record is from RefSeq and is a predicted model, not a curated record. Gene Ontology annotation, cellular component: nucleus; cytoplasm. Bases 1 to 654 code for a protein of 217 amino acids. The transcript has 6 exons. Gene Ontology annotation, molecular function: protein tyrosine phosphatase activity. Gene Ontology annotation, biological process: positive regulation of G2/M transition of mitotic cell cycle; G2/M transition of mitotic cell cycle; protein dephosphorylation. NCBI's taxonomy places the organism in Eukaryota, Metazoa, Chordata, Actinopteri, Salmoniformes, Salmonidae.
AUGCCAGAGCGGUUGACACGUCCGGUGAAACGCUCCUCCACCUCCCCCUCCACAGCCAACACCCGGCCACAUAAACGACACUGCACCUUCUCUGCCAUCUCUGAGGUGGGCCAGGGAGAGAGCGAGACCAAGCACCUGCAUAAGAGGACACACUCUCUGUGUGAGGUGGAACAACAGCUAGGUGGGGAUGGUAUCAAUGCAGAACUCAUUGGAGACUUCAGCAAGGUGCAUGCCCUACCGACUGUGACAGGGAGACAUCAAGGCUUGAAGUACAUCACAGUUGACACAAUGAGUGCUCUUCUGGAAGGGAAGUCCAGCUGCUUGGUUGAGUAUUUUUCCGUGGUGGACUGCUGUUAUCCAUAUGAGUAUCAGGGAGGACACAUUAAGGGGGCUCUAAGCAUGCCCAACACAGACGAGGCAGUGGAUCAUCUACAGUCCCAGAGGCUAAAAGCCCACUCUCCUGAUAAGAGGCUUGUGUUGGUGCUGCACUGUGAAUUCUCCUCCGAAAGAGUACCCAGAACGUGUCGCCUCCUGCGCAGUGUGGACCGCAGCAUGAACAAGUACCCAGCCCUGCACUACCCUGAGCUCUACAUCCUGAAGGGUGGCUACAGAGACUUCUAUCACUCUCACAUAGACUCUGGGCUGUUGGGCUAGGCUGUGAUCAGUUUAUUUCUCACUCCCCUGGUCUCCUCUGUGUCUGUCAGGAGCACUGUGAGCCCCAGUCCUACUGCCCCAUGCACCACGAGGGCCACAGGGAGGAGCUGCUGCUGUGCUGCACACACAGCCGAGCCUCCGCUUAGGAGCGCCACAGAUGCCACCUCAUCCAAACUCUUGUCAAACUCAAACACUGAGCCAGUCGUGUCGGGGAAGAAGUCCAGGAGAAGAACAGCCACUCAGAGGGACAGCUGAGUCCAAACGGUGACCUAGAGAUUGUCAGAUUAAUUAUCCUACAGUCACAAGAACCUACUUGACUAUGUGAUAACAAACUGCCCUUUUGUUGUGUUUGUUAGCUUUCCAAAUGGAAGCCUUUUUCACAUGCUGCCAUGGAAACUAUGCACUAUGGCGAUGUUCACUGCUGCCUUUGUCCAUUUUGUUUGGAUGGCCGUGAAUUUUAAUAACAAACACUGUCCACUCAUAUUUAUUACUGCCUGCCAGUUGAACAGGAUGUGUAAUCAAUUCAUUCCACUGUAGUGUCUUUUAAUUACAGUAGAGGUCGCAGGUUAAUGGCUUUCAUUUUUCAGCUUUUCAAAUUGCUUUAAUGUAAUUUCCACAUUGCAGAGCAGAAAAUGGUGGCAUUAUUUCCAGUGUCAAUCAUGAAUGUAUGUUUUUAUUAUUAAUGGAAAUCAUGACUUCAUUUCAGCUCUUCUGAAUACCACAGUUUUUUAACCAGAGUGAAUGACCUUGCAGUUUAGGUUGAAUAGUUUUUAAUGUUUUGAUUAUAUC